CAUCACCGCGUUGCCUUCCACGCAACAGACACAAACCAUAAUAAGCUAUCAAGUACAUGCUAAUCAAUUCUUCUAAUACUGGAGUUUAUUUUAUUAGAAUAACAUAUGAGUGCUUCAUUUUCAAGCAUGGACAGGGUUGAACGGUGAGCACACUUCGGAGCAGUCUGGAAGGAUCUCUAAAUUCCAAAAAUGAACUGUGCAAGCACCUCAGGUUCAGCAGCAGAAGAAACAACAACACCUACAGAAAUGCUCCCGGCACGUUUGGAGAAAAAUGAGUGUGUCCAAAACUCUAAAGAUGAUGCAGAUAAAGACCUCGCUGUUCCAGUCCAGCUGAAAAUUAAGUUCCUCAGUGCUUUGAGGGCAAAAGACCUCCAGCAGGCCAAAAGACUGUGCCGGAUGAUUCUCGUCUUUGAUCCACAUCAUCCAGAAGCUUCUGAGUUCCUCCCUCUGAUCCAGAGGAAGCUGCUUGAGGAGAAACGCGCAAACCAGGAUAGUGACGACAACGAAUGCGAUGACGACAAUGACUCAAGUGAUGAAGAAUCAUCUCAGAAUUCCGAAUGCUUAUCCUCACCAUCAGAUGAGGAUGCUGAAAGUGGGCAAGAAAGUUAGCUGACAAAUACCAUAUCAAUCUGAUAAUUACAACGCAAUCAAUCCUAAUAAAAUGGAUUCCACCUCCAAUAGGUAAGAGCAGCAGCACAGUUGGGUAUGUCUCUAACUUUGUUUACAUG
This is a messenger RNA of Corythoichthys intestinalis (scribbled pipefish), 728 nucleotides long. It is a transcript of the gene erich2, whose product is annotated as glutamate-rich 2. The coding region runs from base 190 to 609 and encodes 139 amino acids. The record is from RefSeq and is a predicted model, not a curated record. Lineage: Eukaryota; Metazoa; Chordata; Actinopteri; Syngnathiformes; Syngnathidae. The transcript is spliced from 6 exons.